CAGAGUCCCCAGACACACGGAGCUUGGUGCCUGCCAAAUCUUACUUAGGACUAGGACUGAAGAACCCCCAAUCCAAUUCAGUGCUCCGUCCGCCGUCUUCUCCGUAGAUUCGCCUGAAUCGAUUUGGGUUUGCGUCUCCUCCACAUCGCCGCUCAAGGUUCACAUUGCCAUGUGUUUAAGUGAUGCAUAUCGUGAGGACCUGAUCCUGAUAUCCAGCACAUUCCUGCUUUCUUUGGGUCCAGUUCAUGUCUCAAGUUGACUUCAUAUUUGCUUCUUUCCCUGCCACAUUGCUAUAGGAAAAAAGUGCCUCACAUUUGACACAACUAGCUAUCCAUGUCUGACCAUCAAAGGCACUCUGGCAGCUAUGAACUCCAUGCCACUCAGCCAGACGUGCAAUGCCUAGUUUGCACAAGACCUUUUACUCUGGACACUGAGAUUGCUGAUAGCUUUGAAGCUUUAGCGAUUUGCAGUGAGUGCAAGGUGACUGUGCUUAGUGACAAUUACAGGGAUGAGACUACCAGAGCUAAUCGACAAACAAGACGGUCGGGGCAAAGAUCCAGGGUCACAAGGGAUGAACCCAUGGGGGACGCUUUCGCACAGCAGUUCUCCCAGUUGAUCAACCUAGCUAGACAAGGUCAUGAAGCAGAUGUUGAUUCUCCGGCAGUCCCACAUCAGUAUGCAUCACAUAGUUCUACGCCAAAUCGAUCCCAAAGAUGGCACAGUUCAGAUGAUGAGAGUGAUGGUCUCAAUUACUCUGAUUCUGUGUUUGGUGAACUUGAAUCAAACAUUAGUUUUGGUGACGAUGCUGGGGAAUCAGAUGCUUCUCUUGAGCACCAAACCACAAUGGGAAGGGAUAUUUUCAUUCAACUUGACACUCAGAGCUACAUAAACAUAGAUACAGAUAUUGAUCCCAUGAAUGCUGGACUGGAUCAGUGGGAUUCAGAUGAUCCAGAAGAUGACCAGUCUGAAGAGUCUGAUUUGGAUGAAGCAGGCGACACCAUGCAGGAGCACCGGCAGCGAUGGCUUCAUAUCAACCCAAGUGGAUUGAAUGAGCAGGAAUCCGAAGAUACUGUGUUGACUUGGAGAACAGCUGGAAGCCAAGGAGUAAACAGGACUGAUUUGAGGGCAGACACAGGAGGCUGAGAAAUCAGGAGAGUUUUUAUUGGGAAUCCUGGUGAUUAUGUUGAUGCAAGACAAUUCGAAAUGCUUCUUGAACAGUUUGCUGAGGAUAGCAAUACCACAAGAGGAGCUCCACCUGCAGUGACAUCUUCCGUGGAAAAUCUUCCAUCUGUGGUCAUCUCCACAAGCAAUGAGAUAAAUGGUGGUGUAACAUGUCCAGUCUGCAAAGAUGACAUGCCUAUCCACACUAUAGCAAAACAGCUACCAUGCAUGCAUUUAUACCAUUCAUCAUGCAUCUUGCCAUGGCUUAGUUCUAGAAAUACAUGCCCAGUUUGUCGAUAUGAGCUUCCUACAGAUGACACAGAAUAUGAGAGGUCCAAGCAUGCCACAGCCAACGAGGGAAGCAUCCAUGGGGUGGAGCAUACUCAUCCCCAGGAAACCAUUGAAGAAACUUCUUAUGAACCAGAGGUUGAAGGAAGUUCUAAUACAGUUGGGGGUACAAUGGAAGAGACUAAUACACAUGAACAUGCUGCUUAUUCUGCGCAGCAGCCAAACAGAGCACGUGGCCGCCAUAGAUGGUUGUAUAUUGCAGCAGCUCCAGUUGUAAGUCUUGCCAGUUUAGCUAUAUUACUGUGCUUCACCAACUCUGCUGGCAAUGUUAGAAGGCAACUGUUGUACCGUAGAUCCCAGAGUACAACUACAACACAGCAUGUGGAUACAAGAAGUUGGUGGUCUAUGUUCUAAAUAUCCAGUACAUACCUGUUGACCCAAAUUGCUGUGUGAUGGCAUAUGAUUGUUGCCGGUGUUGUGUCAUUUCUGUGUGAAAAGUUUCAAGUUUAAUUUGAACUUCAAAUUUUGUGUUUGCUGACGAGAUCCACCAAUGUGUUUUUUGUAACCAAAUUCAGGAACAUAUAUUUUUUUUCUUCAUAACUUUGCUCAGUUCAACAAAGCACAUACUGAAUUA
Molecule: messenger RNA, 2083 nt
Organism: Panicum virgatum (switchgrass)
Lineage: Eukaryota; Viridiplantae; Streptophyta; Magnoliopsida; Poales; Poaceae
Exons: 2
Coding region: 334-1143 (269 amino acids)
Source: RefSeq, a predicted model, not a curated record